Molecule: messenger RNA, 2145 nt
Organism: Priceomyces carsonii
Lineage: Eukaryota; Fungi; Ascomycota; Pichiomycetes; Serinales; Debaryomycetaceae
Exons: 1
Coding region: 1-2145 (714 amino acids)
Source: RefSeq, a predicted model, not a curated record
AUGACGGAACGUUCUGAAAAGGAACCUUUGCUUCAAGGAAAUACAGGCAUAUUAUAUAAGGGAACUAGCAAAUUGUCUCAAUGCAUUACCAUAAAGAAGAUCUUAUCAACAUUAUUUCCUUGUUUCCCUGCAGCAUAUACUAAGUCUGAAACUAAAACAGAGCCUCCAUCUGAUGUUGGAGAUAUACUUAUACAUGGUGGAAGUACCUAUUUCAACUGUGACUAUUAUCCAUAUUUUAUAGACAAAAUUUUAUCAAGCCAUGAAAAGUUGCAACUGUUAAGACGAUUAAUGAAAUUACAUGGUAUAGGUGUUUAUAUUGUACCUUCAGGAGAUGAGCACCAGUCAGAAUAUACAGCUUCUUCUGACAAGAGACGAGAAUAUAUCACUGGGUUUACUGGUAGUGCUGGUACUGCGAUAGUUACCCUUGACGAUCCUGAAACUUUAAGUGGGGUUGCAGUUCUAGCAACCGAUGGAAGGUAUUUUUUACAAGCCGAAAAAGAGUUGGAUCAUAGGUUUUGGAAGUUAUUGAAACAAGGUAUUGCAGAUGUACCUCAUUGGUUAGAUUACACUGCUGACAUAGUACGCAUCAAUAAGUUCAGCAAAGUCAUAGCUUGUGAUCCCAGAUUUAUCAGUGUAGCAAUCGGAGAAUACUUUGAAGCAAGACUGUCUAAGAAAGAGAACGGCUUUGACUUUAAACCAAAUCUUAAAUACAACUUUAUUGAUGAGAUCUGGGGAAAAGAUAAACCUAAUCGUCUGCGAGAACCAAUUUAUCACCUCUCGUUGAAGUAUUCAGGUGAGCAUACAAAUGACAAAUUGAAAAGAGUAAGGCAUUUGAUUGAAUCAAAGCAUAAUUGUAACUCAAUAGUGGUGUCUUCUUUGGAUGAUAUUGCCUGGUUCCUAAAUUUGAGAUCUGACAGUGACAUACCACAAACACCAGUUUUUUUUAGUUAUUUGAUAAUCACUUCAGAAUCGGUGUUAUUCUACAUUGACCCAGUAAAAAUCAAAAAUGGGUCUUCUGAGCUUCGCCAUUAUCUAUCCUCUAUUUCAGGAUUAAAGAUUAGGGAUUACAAUAGCUUUUAUGAGGAGCUACCUAAAAUUUUAUCGAAGAUCGGAAAAAACGGUGACAUCGUUCUACCCUACAGAGAUUUAACAAAUUUCGCUCUUUUUUCAUCAAUCCGUGUGUUUUUUGGUCAAAACAGCUUAAUAUUUGACUCCAUUAUUGCGGAAUUAAAAUUAGGUAAAAAUUCGGUAGAGCGUUCUAACGCGAAGCUUGCCCAGCGUAAGGAUUCUUUAGCCUAUAUUUUAUUUUUAUCGUGGCUUGACCAUGAGCUAUUACAGAAAGGGUCAAUCAUAUCGGAGUAUGAUGCUGCAAUGAAAAUUUAUUCCAUCAGGUCAAAUUUUGCGAGCUUCAAAGGCCUUUCUUACGAUACGAUAUCUUCUUCGGGCCCAAACGCAUCAAUUAUUCACUAUGCCCCGACAAAGGAGGAAAAUUCAACGAUCGACCCAUCUUCCAUUUACCUAAUUGACUCAGGUGCUCAGUAUCUCGAAGGUACAACUGAUAUAACUCGUACUUUGUUGUUCGAAGAUAGUGACAUAGAAAAGUAUCGGCGAUAUUAUACUUUAGUUUUAAAGGGUCAUUUGGCAGUAGCGAGGGCAAAAAUCCCUAAAAGUUCGAAAGAUAUUGGAUCAAUCCUAAAUGCAUAUGCCCGCGAAUAUUUGUGGAACGAAGGUUUGGACUAUAACCACGGGACAGGACAUGGUGUUGGAAGUUUUCUCAGUGUACAUGAGGGCCCUUUAUAUAUACUGCCUUCUGUAGGAGGUUGUGGUUCUGAGUACUUUAAAAUUGGAGCAAUAUUAACUGUUGAGCCCGGAUACUACGUUGAUGGGGUUUUUGGCAUUCGCAUUGAAAGUGAAUUAGAAAUCAUUGAAAUAGAGAGCGACCUGAAAACCUUCAUCGGCUUCAAUUACUUAACUAAAGUUCCGUUCUGCAGGAAAUUGAUUGACAGGGAAUACUUGACACCACUAGAAAUUGAGUGGAUAAAUGAAUAUCAUGACCUGAUAAGACAUGAGUUCGGUCAUACACUACUAAAGAUGGGUCAAAAUAGAGCUUAUAAAUGGCUUCAAAAUGAAACUAAACCACUAUAA